GUGGGGGUUGGGGUGCAGUUGUGGUGUUGUGUGGGGCGGUUUUGGGUCCCCCUCUUGAUGUGACGCCGGGUUUUUGUAUCGUUUGUGGCAUGGUUUGAGGUGCCCAUCGGGGUCAUAGGGUCCUUCCUUAUGUGAUAUUGGGUUUCUUCGUGGUGCUAUGGGGAAGGCUGUCCUGGCACGAUAUGGGGCCUUUGGGGUCCCUCGUGGUGCUGUAAGGGGUGUUUUUGGGUCCCCUCACUGUGUGAUGUAGGGUUUUUGUAUCCCGCGUUGGGAUGGGAUCCUCCCACACCUCCAGUGCAUCCCAUGGCAUUGGUGUGGGAUCUUUGGGUCCCUUCUGGUGUGAUGUGGGGUCUGUGGGUUUUCUCAUGGUGCUGUGGGUGGUCUUUGGGUCGGUCUUGGCAUGCUGUAGGGUCUUUGGGUUUCUUCAUGGUGCCACAGGUGGAUCCUGUGGUCCCUCUUGGCACAACAUGAGGUCUUUAGGUUUCUUUGUGCUUCCAUGUUGGGACUUGGGGUCUCCAUGUGAUAAUAUGAUGGUCUUUGUGGGGAGGCCAGGGUGGGUCACUGGUUCCCCAUAGGCACCAACGGGCAGGGCAGGGGGAAGUUCCCCCACCCUCACUGGUGUGAGCUCAGGAUGAGGCCUAACAGCUUUGUGGGCACAGAGCUGAGAUGGAAGGCAGUCUGCUGGAUCCACCACAAACCAUCCCACCGCCUUCAGCAGGUUUCACAACAGUGCAGUAAAAUCCCCAUCCCGUGGCUGUUUGUGACUCCAUCAGGGUGAGCCACAGCCCCAGCAGUGCAUGGGGUUUGCAGCCCUGGCAUCAGCACAGCUGACCUUACAGCUCCUGGGGAAGUGGAGGAAAAGCCAUCGCUCCUUCCCAGAUAACUGCUGUUCCUUUGGUUGUCAGAGAUGUCAGAGAUGGCAGAGAUGGCAAACCCACUGACAGCCCGGGGCAACCAACCCACUGGUAGCCUGGGGGCAGCUCAGCAGUUCUAGCAUCUGACCCACAGACAAUCCCUUUCUCUCUGUGGCAGAGCGGAGCCAGCACUCCCCCCAGCUGCCAGGCAAUGACAUCUCAGAGCUGGUCUCAUGAUUCCUGCUCAUGCCACAAAGAGCCCUCAUUGUAUCAGCAUCUGAGGUUUAUCCCUCAGGCCCAUGAUGGGGAGGAGCGACUCCCAUCCAGCUGAGCUCUGAGCCUACAGCACAUCUGUGCUAUCCUUGUGAUUUUCUCUCUCUCUUUCUUUUUUUUUUUUUAACAGGGAGAGAAAGUCCCUGGUGAGGCUGUCACUGGGGUGUGUGUGAGCCAUACACUGCCACGGAGCAUCUCCCAUGUGUGCAAGGGGAAGAGGGCACACGGAUGCUGCACAGGCUUCUGCUGCCUGUGGUCCCACCAUGCUGUGUUCCUGGGCUGUACCACGUCAGUGAGCUCAUGGCAGCAGAGUAAACAGCUGGGGAGGAACUGGGAUGUUGACUCGGUGUGGCUGCACUGCAGUUGUCUGCAGGUCUACAUAGCAACAGGGCUGCACAAAACCUUGGAGCCCUAAGAACUGCUCAGCUGCGCUGGGGUUGGGAAUAGGGAUGGGGUUGGGGGAUGAGGUGGGAGUUGGGGAUGCACGACCCACUGUGAUCUCUUAGAAAAGAAAGUGUAACGAGGAGAGAGUUUGUCUUUAGAAACGAGUGGUCAAAAAGAAAAAAAUAUUGCAAAAAGACAUUAGAUAACCAGGGAAGGAAAGCUCUGCUUGUGCAACCUUUACCCAGCGACAGAUAAUGAUUGGGAAAGUAACUUCUCUCUCUGCUCAGAUGCUAACUGCAGCCAGAUGUGGUUUUAUGGUCCCUUCGGUCAGGGGACAUGAGCACUCAGCAUAUCUCAUACCUGCAGGUCUGAGAGCACAGCAGGGCCAAGGCCAGGCCGAGGGGAGCAGCAAGCUGCUGCUGUUGGCCAUUUGCUCCCCAGAGCUGCCAGCUGUGCCUGCCUGUCCCACUUGUAGCAUCUGCGUCCUGCAGACCGGUGCCAUUCCAGCCUGGUUGGUCCUGACACAGCUAAAACCAUGUAUGAGAUGAACAACCCACCAGUAGCCCCACUGAGCUCACACGGCUGGAAAUCGAGGAAAGCAGAGCCAAUGCACCACCAUUUUCCACCUUAUUGCCAAGGUCUGCAGCCCACCUGACCCCCAGCACUGCUGUUCUGCUGCUGGCAGAUUGUGCAGGGAGCAGAGACAGCAAAAACACAGUGCUGUGAGAUCUGCCUGCUGCAUUUCAGAGGUUGGAAUUCUCCCUGCACCUGAUGUUCUGCAAAGCACUGCACCAUGUGCAGCAGGCGAGGUGCUGAGCAAAAUGUGAACAGGCCAUCCCUCUGUGAGAGCAGGGCUGCAGCCACAGCAGCUGCUCACAGCCAGCACUCCUCAGCGUGGCUGCACCCCUGGGGCAGCUCUGUGCUCCCUCUGCUGCCUCUCCCUUUGAGCCCUUUGCUGGGGAUGUGCAGCUGUAAUUACAGCGCAGGGGAAGAUCCUAUUUCCCCAGAGAGCCGCGCUAAUUACUGCUGUGCAUUGGCCCAGGAGAGCUGGAGCAGCGUGCUGCUGGGGCUGGGGGAGCGAGGUGAGAUGCAGAUGGAGAGGGAAGCUGCUCUCUGUUGGGAUCCUCUCCCCUCCUCCAGAACAGCUUUCCCCUUUUUCUGCAGCAUCGCUUUGUGCGGUCGCUGUUGGCUGAGGGCCUUUGGGCUGAGCCCAUGGAUGCUCUCACCCAGCUCUGAGCCCUGGAGCCAUUCCCCAAAGCACACACAGCUCCACCACAGCCCUGGGAUGAUGGGGUACAUGGGGUCGGGUGCCCCAACUCCUCACACAGCCUAGCAGAGCUGAAGUCCAUCACUGCUGAUCUCCCAUCCUGGCAGCCCUGGGUAAAACCAGUCCAACAAAGCCCACAGUAAAUCCACACAGGGAACGUGUCUGCGUGAAGAUAACAGUUUGCCUCUCUGCGUUUCCCCUCUUAUUGAUUAACACCUCUUAAUGAUUCUGGAUAAAAAAUCUCUCAUAGUCACCGCCUGACACAGAAGAUCAAUGGAAAGGCAUUUAGUGAGAUACAGAGGCAAACAGCCCCACGGUUCCCUGCAGGAGCCGUCCCUGAGAGCAGCACCAUUGCUGCCCAAUCGAUAGUUCACUGUGACCUCUCCCUAUUGCUUGCUUUUUUCCCCCUUGAGCUGGCGGGGCAGCAAACCUGCUCUUGGCUUUAUCAAGGACUAGAUUAUAACUAUCUCAAUUGAUCUGAUAUGUAAAGGACAUGGGGCCUCUCCAGCCAGCUGUCUGCACUGGAAGAGCUCCCGGGGCUGCACAGGCCCUCAUUAACCCCUGGAUGCAUAAAACCCACACCAAUUAGCCCCAGUGAGCCCAAUCAGCUGGGAGUGCUGUGCACGGUGUGGGUGAGUGGCCCCAAAGCUUUGUGGUGGGCACAGGAAGGAGCAUUGGAGCCUGGAACCCUCACCCAUGUGCUUGGGACAAGGACAGGGGUGGGGACCAUGGGAAAGUCCCACUGCCCCCACUCAUGAGAUACAGCCACACCUGCAGCGUUGCUAUCACUCGUUUGAUUGGAUUAAUUAAUCAUUUGGUUAUAACUGCUCAUUAAGCAUUCCAGCAAUCAAUACUAAUCACUUAAUUACUCGGCAUAUUACAGCUGGGAAAGGUCUGCUCGUUCCUAAUUAGAUUCUUUGGACAAUCCACCCCCGGCCAUAGCAGAGCCCCAUAGCAGAGGCACUCGGAGCCGUUCAGCAAUGACCCACAUUUGGCAUCCCUCGCCCUGCGCCCAUCCUGGCAGCCCCCCACCUGCCGUUAAUUGCCGGCACGCGUUGCCCGUUCAUCUCCAGGCCGCGGUGCCGUCGGUCCCCGCACAGCGGUGCACCCGGAGUGUUUCCAGGGAUCAUCCUGAGCCGAAAUCAAAUUGGAAGUGGGUGAUCUGAAGCGUGAGAAAGGGACAAGUGGAUAACGCGAGGAUAGCGAGUGAGGAGUUCUUUUAGAAUCAGCCUUGUGCGCAGCCGUCCCGGAGCGCUUCCCUUCCUAUUUCUCUCUCUGCUCACCCAGCUCCGUGCUCCCGUACAAAGCAGCCCCUGUUUCGCUGGAGGUUUCCCAAACGCAACACUCGGAGCGCUGCUGCUGCUGCUGCUGCUGCUCGGCUUUCGCGUUCGGAAGGCAGCGAACGCACAAGGAAGAGCAGCGUCACACGCAGAGCUCCGCAGCCGCUCGGGGCCGGGAGCGGCAUCUCCGGAACGCAGCGGGGUCAAUGCGGGGCUGGAGGGAGGCUGAUGGAUGGGCACAGCCCAACCGCGCGGCGCCGAGCCGGGCAUCCUCCGCUCCCCCCUCCCCAAUCCUCCUCCCCCCAGAGCUGCGGCGGAGCUGCGUGCACCGCCCCGCGCCGGGCGGAGCCGAGCCGGGCCGAGCCGAUCUGAGCCGAACCGGGCCGAGAGCGCUGCGGUGGUGCGAACGGGCGGUGCGGUUCGGCCUCCAUCUCCUCCCCCCCCCGACCCCCCGGUGCGAGGCGGGGGCCGCCGCCAUGCCCCCCGGAGACUGAGGCCCGCGGGCGCGGGGUGCCCGCAGCAUGCGGAGGGUCCGGCGCUUGGUGCACCUGGUGCUGUUCUGCCCCAUUUCCAAGGGCCUGCAGAACCGCCUCCCAGGCAUCAAGGUGAAAUACCUGCUGGUGGUGUGGCUGGGCAUCUUCGUGGGCAGCUGGGUGGCCUACAUGCACUACUCAUCCUACUCUGAGCUCUGCCGUGGCCACAUCUGCCGGAUGAUAAUCUGCGACCAGUACAAGAAAGGAAUCAUUUCUGGCUCUACGUGCAAAGAUCUGUGCGAGGAGCACAGCCUCCGCUUCCAGCACUGCCUCUCCUCCUCCCCCACCCAGCAGGUUUACAGCGGGCUCUGGAAGGAGAAGGAGGUGAUCAUCAAAUGUGGCAUUGAGGAGGCCCUGAAGGCAGACAGCAACCCAGACUCCAUUCCCAGGAGGGAUGUGGUUCUCUUUGACAAACCGACUCGAGGGACAUCGAUGGAUGAGUUUAAAGAAAUGCUCCUGAACUUCCUAAAGUCCAACCUCGGAGAUCAGACCUCUCUUGCAGCCUUGGUGAGCCAAAUCAUCACCAUGGCAGAUGUGAACCGGGAUGGGAAAGUGUCUUUAGCAGAGGCCAAAUCCAUCUGGGCGCUACUUCAGCUCAAUGAGUUUCUUCUUAUGCUCUCCUUGCACGAGAAGGAACACACCUCCAAGCUGCUCGGGUACUGCGGGGAUCUCUACAUCACAGAAAAGAUCCCUCACAACUCCCUCUAUGGAGCAGACAUCCCAGCCUUCCUGCAGUCGCUGCUGCCUGCUGCUGUCCACCAGGUCAUCCACCAGUGGUUUGCACCAGCCUGGCCCCGGCGGGCCAAGAUCACCAUUGGGCUGCUGGAGUUUGUGGAGGAGAUAUUCCACGGGACCUAUGGGAACUUCUACAUCUGUGAAACCAGCUUUAGGAACGUGGGCUACAAUGACAAAUACGACUUCAAAAUGGUCAACCUGAGGAAGGUGGCAACGGAGAUGACAAUCAGAGGGUUUCUCAAGGGACGUCACUGUGAGCAGAACGUGGACUGCACCUAUGGGAAGGACUGCAUGGCCACCUGCGACAAGCUCAUGAAGCAGUGCAAAAGUGACAUGGUUCAGCCCAACCUGGCCAAGGUCUGCAGGCUGCUGCAGGACUACCUGCUGUACGGGGCACCGCCUGACCUGAAAGAGGAGCUGCAGAAGCAGCUGCGAACUUGCAUGACCCUCAGCGGCCUGGCCAGCCAGAUGGAAGUGCACCACUCCCUCGUGCUCAACAACCUCAAGACCUUGCUCUGGAAGAAGAUUUCCAACACCAAAUAUUCCUAAUGGGGCCCAGGGCUUACAAUCUGAAAUCCCCAAGUUCAGCCAAGGCUCAAAGGUCUGCUUCUCCAUCCUCUCCCCUGCAGGAAAAAUACACCCUAUCCAGGGAGUUCAGCAUAGCUGCAGCACCUCUGCUUUCAUGAAAAGCCAAACAUCUUGACUUCCACCACCUAGCAGGAUCAUUGGUAGUCUGCAUCAACAGCUGUGAAGCUGGGCUGAACAAGUCUGGGGGAAGGAGGAGGAAAGAGAAGGAAGCAGAGCCCAGUUGGAUGCAUCUGUUUCUUGAUUAACAGGAAAGCAGUGCAGAAAGAUGAGAAUGAAUCAUUCAUGCUGUACUUGUCACAUCUUAUUUUGAUGAACGUCUCCGAUGUAAAUAAAGAGCUUUUAUGUGAAUCACACCACUACAUCAAUAGCAAAACAACAGCCUUUUAAGUACCAGCAUUCUUGUGAUCUAAAAAGGAGAAAAAGGUAGAUUUUCAAUUCAGAAAUCCCCCCUUAAGUACCUGAAUCAUCUACCAUGAGAUCUAGCCACUACCUAGGAAGUGGAUAACCUAGGAAGUGGAUAAGCUGUCUUUUCUACAGCAGAGAACCCUGGCAAUUGUUUCACUGCUUUUUUAAGUGCCUGACCCAUGACAGCAAUGUGAUGGCUUUUGUGAGGAUCUCCUCCCAGCUGCUUCUGCCUGUAGUGUGAAACUGCCUGCCAGGAAGUACACAGGCCAUUCCCCCUCAUGUGCCAAGUCUGGAAGCACAUCAGGCAAGAAGAGCUUAAAGGAAACCUAAGGGCUACAACUGAUGGGUUCUGACCAGCUACCAUGUAUUCUCCACAUUACUUCCCUCAGUAUUCAAUCACACAUGCAAGAAUAAGCCAACCUUUCAGUUUAAUUCUCUAAGCUGGGUUACCACUGCAGAGGUUAAAGAUUAAUACCAAAAUAAUCCACUGCUUCUCCCAUUAUCAAAAUGAAUUUCCAGAGAACCUUUCAGCAGGUAUCAUUUGCUUGGCUGUGUAAAUACUGCAGCUCUCUACCUACAGUCUGUUUCCUUUAAAUGUUCAGUUGCAGCAAUCUUUCAGAACUUCAGGUAGAGAAGGAACAGUUUAUGUAAAUGACCUCAAGCAUGCUCUGUUCCCAGCACAAUAACAUCCCUGCUGGCAGAGCAUAUGCUGGUGCUGCUGCCAACAAUUGCUUAGUGAAGUGGAGCAUGUAUCUGAAGUACAAUCACUGACGGAAAAGAAAUACAUUUAACAGUAUAUAUGGUCUGUGAAGGUAAUCUGCAGUGUCAUAGCUGCAAAUUUAUGGGCCCUCUGGAGGAUAAAUAUCAGCAUUUCCUUCUAUUAGUUCUAUAGGAUCAUCAUUACCUCUCACUGUUAUUUAUGAAGGAUAUGUUUCAGUGUCAACAGUGCUCUAAAUCUAGCAGGCAGCUAGCACAGCUUGCUCCCUGCAGACAAGUCAGCUCCACAGCAUCAUUUAUCCGUGGUAAGGCUGAACAUUUGUAAGUUUCCUGUGUUUGAAAGGUUGCAAGUUACUCAGCCUGUUGGAGCCAGGCACCCAUAAUGCAGUAAUAAUACUGCAGAGUCUCAGGACUCCACCUCCAGGCACGGUGCUGCUAAGUGCAGGUACAGAUCCCUGUGCCAGCAUGGAAGGGCUGUUUGUAGGGAGGGAAGGCAAGGACUGGAGUUCUUUCAGGCUUCACAUAGCUACAUCCAGCUCCUCGUCUGUUGUCCUGUACUCCCAUGGCAGCUAGAUCCACUGACAAGAUCAUUUUCUGCUGCUAUGAGAAAAAGAAACCUAACAACCAUACCAAAUCUCAUUUUCAAGAAAGCCAUUUUUCACCUUUCCAUCUAUUUGAAACCUGAACGUAAACUCUGCUCUGACAAAUGGCACUCCCUACUGCACUUAACCCCCACUGGUCCCUUCCCCAAAAACUAUUACAUAAAGCAGCAGGUAAGCAGCUAGAGAGAUUGACAAAAACAAGUACUUUUUUUUCCUUACCCACAUCACCAUAAGUACCAUCUUUAGGCAUUUACAAUGUGGAAUUGUUCAGGAGAAGACAGUCCAUGUAUUGAAGAGAACUAGCUAAGACACUUUAUUCAAAUAAAGACUUUUGACAA
Phasianus colchicus (ring-necked pheasant) is the source of this 7976-nucleotide messenger RNA. RefSeq names its product divergent protein kinase domain 1B (gene DIPK1B). NCBI's taxonomy places the organism in Eukaryota, Metazoa, Chordata, Aves, Galliformes, Phasianidae. The record is from RefSeq and is a predicted model, not a curated record.